Molecule: messenger RNA, 1947 nt
Organism: Marmota monax (woodchuck)
Lineage: Eukaryota; Metazoa; Chordata; Mammalia; Rodentia; Sciuridae
Gene: St3gal4
Product: ST3 beta-galactoside alpha-2,3-sialyltransferase 4
Exons: 12
Coding region: 293-1354 (353 amino acids)
Biological process (GO): glycolipid biosynthetic process
Molecular function (GO): sialyltransferase activity
Source: RefSeq, a predicted model, not a curated record
GCCUGCUCCCAGGCCGGCCCCGCGCCCGGACAGGGACCGGGCGGAGCGGAGCCGCUGCGCCAGCGCUGCGCCGCCAGUCGCUGCGCCUAGCGGAUCGGUGCUGUGCGCGGAACUGCCCUGCCCCGCCCCGCUCCACCCGCCAGGAGCUCCAGCUCUUUAUCCAAGAGCUACCUGCUAGGAUGGAGGGAGCUGGCCAGAGCAGAGAGGAGGUUUCUGCUCAGACCCCUGCCAGGUGGCUCGAGGCAGCCGGGAUGACAGUUCUCCCCAGGAACCUUGCUACCUGCUGAGAAACAUGAUCAGCAAGUCCCCUCCUCUGUGCAUGUGCCCUGCAGGCUGGAAGCUCCUGGCCAUGUUGGCUCUGGUCCUGGUUGUCAUGGUGUGGUAUUCCAUCUCCCGAGAAGACAAGUACAUUGAGCUAUCUGACUGGGGCUCCCUUCUCCUCUCUGUCUCCAGUUUUUAUUUUCCCAUCCCAGAGAAGAAGGAGCCAUGCUUCCAGGGUGAGGCAGAAAGGAAGGCCUCUAAGAUCUUUGGCAACCACUCCCGAGAUCAGCCCAUCUUCCUGCAGCUUAAAGAUUAUUUCUGGGUCAAGACGCCAUCUGCCUAUGAGCUGCCCUAUGGGACCAAGGGAAGUGAGGACCUGCUCCUCCGGGUGCUAGCCAUCACCAGCUACUCCAUACCUGAGAGCAUCCAGAGUCUCAAGUGUCGCCGCUGUGUCGUGGUGGGCAAUGGGCAUCGACUACGGAACAGCUCCCUGGGAGAUGCCAUCAACAAGUAUGAUGUGGUCAUCAGAUUGAACAAUGCCCCAGUGGCUGGCUACGAGGGAGAUGUGGGCUCCAAGACCACCAUGCGUCUCUUUUACCCUGAAUCUGCCCACUUUGACCCCAAAGUGGAGAACAACCCAGACACACUCCUGGUUCUAGUAGCUUUCAAGGCGAUGGAUUUCCACUGGAUUGAGACCAUCCUGAGUGAUAAGAAGCGGGUGCGAAAAGGUUUCUGGAAACAACCCCCCCUCAUCUGGGACGUCAACCCCAAACAGAUUCGGAUUCUCAAUCCCUUCUUCAUGGAGAUUGCAGCUGACAAACUGUUGAGCCUGCCAAUGCAACAGCCGCGAAAGAUUAAACAGAAACCAACCACAGGUCUGUUGGCCAUCACCCUGGCCCUUCACCUCUGCGACUCAGUGCACAUUGCAGGCUUUGGCUACCCAGAUGCCUACAAUAAGAAGCAGACCAUUCACUACUAUGAGCAGAUCACACUCAAGUCCAUGGCGGGGUCAGGCCACAACGUGUCCCAAGAGGCCCUGGCCAUCAAGCGGAUGCUGGAGAUUGGAGCUGUGAAGAACCUCACGUACUUCUGACUUAGGCCAGAGCUGUAACCCUUGAGGGUUGCCUACUCCACUGCCUGAGGGACCCCUGUCCAUGGUUGCAGGGAUGCCUGGUGCCAGCACAACCCCCUUGAACUCACUCUCUCCUGUUUGGGGAGGGGGGUCUUGGAACUGGCCCAAUCUGAGAUGAGGCCAUGCCCCUGGCUACCUGAGGGGUUCCAGAUCCAGUCAUGGUAUAGGCACUGGGACCACAGGGACCCGGCCAAGCCAGGGUACUUGUUGCUGAGUACCCCCUCUGCUAGCACCAAGAGAUUAUUUAAUGGGCUAUUUAAUUAAGGGGUAGGAAAGUGCUGUGGGCUGGUCCCAUGGCAUCCAGAAAAGGGGCACAGUACAGUGUUCUGCCCACUUUUUAUAAAAACUUACUUGUGAUGGGCCCACCAAAGCCUAGACCCAGAGCUGGCCUCCCAGGAGGGCGAGUCACCAGGAGUGGUUGGGUGUCCUCCAGAGAGGAGCUGUUACUUCCCAGCUGGACUGGGAAAAGCAUGGGUGAAGGGGUUCUACCAAGAAGGGGACCUCAGAAAAAGAGGUUUCAAAUCUACCAUUAAAAUAUUUUUCCUAAAACGGAA